CGACAGAAAUCUGUUGCUUCCCCUGGGCGUGGUAUUCUGGCAAUUGAUGAGUCAAAUGCAACAUGUGGAAAGAGGUUAUCAUCUAUUGGUUUGGACAACACAGAAGUGAACCGCCAGGCUUACAGGCAGCUUUUGCUGACAACUGCUGGUCUUGGCGAAUAUAUUUCUGGUGCUAUUCUUUUCGAGGAGACCCUUUAUAAAUCAACUACAGAUGGCAAGAAGUUUGUUGACUGCUUGAAGGAUCAGAAUAUCAUGCCUGGCAUCAAGGUUGACAAGGGUUUGGUUCCAUUGCCUGGAUCCAACAAUGAAUCAUGGUGCCAAGGUCUUGAUGGUUUGGCUUCAAGGUGUGCUGAGUACUAUAAGCAGGGGGCGCGCUUCGCAAAGUGGUCUGUUCAUACUUCCCUUAUUCAUGUGUCAACUAAUCUUAUUUGUGCUUCCUUUCUAAAGUUGCUAUGAUUAUCGACUUAGUACAGCUGGGUUGAUGUCGUUUGUGAGGAUGGUGUGUCAGUGUUAGCUCUGGUAAUUAGCUUCGGUGUUAUUACUUGACAUCUGUUGUCCAGUUGUGAUAUCUGUGAAUUUCAUCUAUUAAAUCUUAUCUACAUAUAUUUAUGCUUUUCUUUGUGAAAUUAUGUAAGAAAAUUUCUACAUACUAUAUAUAUGACUGUGUCACUGGUGA
Messenger RNA from Zea mays, 676 nucleotides. Its product is annotated as fructose-bisphosphate aldolase 3, chloroplastic. The transcript has 2 exons. The record is from RefSeq and is a predicted model, not a curated record. Lineage: Eukaryota; Viridiplantae; Streptophyta; Magnoliopsida; Poales; Poaceae. The annotation marks the transcript as partial. Gene Ontology annotation, molecular function: fructose-bisphosphate aldolase activity. Gene Ontology annotation, biological process: glycolytic process.